AUGUCAUUAACAAAGCUUACGUCUGAGUUAUAUCAGUUGUUUGAUCAGGAAAAGUAUAGUCAGUGUCAAAAGAUUUUGCCGCCAAUCAAGGUAGAGUUGAUCAAGCACAACUUACUUGUUCCAACACCAGAGACCACUAAGACCAAAGAUCAAUUAAAUGACUUGAAGAUUGCACAACGUAUAUUAGAAAUAGGUACCUUAUCAUCGUUAUUAGCUAAUAACUAUCAGGGGUUCGAGAACUACUUCGGUCAAUUGCGCCCUUUUUAUGCUGACGAAAGCUUACAUUCAAAACUAGAGGUUAAUACAGACACAACCAAGAUCAUUUCAUUAUAUUUGAUCUAUUUAUUGUCUCAAGGGUUGAUUUCCAAGUUUUAUGUUGAAUUAGAAUUGAUCUACAACUCUGACAAAUAUAAUAUCGAUAAGGAUAAAUACUUACAAUUCCCAAUCGACUUGGGAAAGAGCUUGAUGGAAGGCACGUAUAACAAAAUAUGGAAGUUGUUGAAGGAAGAGAAGAAUUUGCCUUGUAAGGAAUACAACCAUUUCAUUGAUACGCUUAAUAAUGCAUUGAGAUACGAAAUCGCUAAAUCGAUAGAAAAGACAUAUGAUUCAAUUCCCAUAAAUAACUGCAAGAAUCUUCUUUACUUUCCUCAGGAGCAAUCAGAUGCUGUUUUCGAAAGAAUAUUGAAAGAGGAACUUCAGGUGGAAAACUGGAAAUUCGAAAAUGGAAGGAUUACAUUCAUCAAGGGUGAAUCUGAUUUGAGUUCUGAUAAUUCAAAUGUAAUUGCUAAUGUAUUGAAUUAUGCUGAGAUGAUUGAAUCGAUUAUUUAA
Priceomyces carsonii is the source of this 828-nucleotide messenger RNA. Its product is annotated as proteasome regulatory particle lid subunit. Bases 1 to 828 code for a protein of 275 amino acids. Lineage: Eukaryota; Fungi; Ascomycota; Pichiomycetes; Serinales; Debaryomycetaceae. The record is from RefSeq and is a predicted model, not a curated record. Gene Ontology annotation, biological process: proteasome-mediated ubiquitin-dependent protein catabolic process. Gene Ontology annotation, cellular component: cytosol; proteasome regulatory particle; nucleus. The transcript has a single exon.